AUGCCCAACACCCAUACCCAUGUCAGAAGUAGCCCCACGAGAAAACCCACACCGAAGCCCACAAAAGGCAGAGGGCCCACAGAGCCAAAACCAAAACCCACCAAGAAGCCGAGACCAGUCCACCCCGGCCAGCCCACCCGCCCAAACCAUGCAGACCCCUCCGACCCCCCUCCCCUAGACAGAACUAGGACCGGCAUCAGGAACCGGAACCCAGACAAGGAACCAGAAUCCGAAUCGGACCAACCAGGUCCAACUGAUGCCCGUCUCCACCCAAGGCCAACCACCCACCUCCACCCCAGAAGAAAACAUACACCCACCCCAACAUUCGAACAACUCCCAGUCCAAAACCCCAAUGACAUACCUGCCCGGACCCAAGACCCCCAGCCCAGCCAGGACCCCAGCCCGGGGGUGACACGCCCCUGGAACUCAGAGCGCCCAAGCCCAUCCCAGCCCACACAGGAGCAGCCCAGCCACCAGGCCAGUAACCUAUGUCCGCUGGCACAGGCUCCCAGAAAGCAUCGUAUGCAGCCACCUGAUGCCACCCCCAAGAGCCACCAAAGCCCCAUCUUGGUUGGGGCCAAAGCCCCCGGCACCAGACCCCCCAGCGACCCCAGUCCAGGGACACCCCAAAUGCCCCAAACCCAGACACCCCCCCGCAUCCACCACAAUGCCCCACAGGACGAAGCCAAAAGUGCCCCACCCCCACUACGUGAUGGAGCCGAUUAA
This is a messenger RNA of Girardinichthys multiradiatus, 726 nucleotides long. RefSeq names its product proteoglycan 4-like. Bases 1 to 726 code for a protein of 241 amino acids. The record is from RefSeq and is a predicted model, not a curated record. The transcript has a single exon. Lineage: Eukaryota; Metazoa; Chordata; Actinopteri; Cyprinodontiformes; Goodeidae.